Closterium sp. NIES-65 is the source of this 1044-nucleotide messenger RNA. The record is from the annotation of a GenBank genome assembly. Lineage: Eukaryota; Viridiplantae; Streptophyta; Zygnematophyceae; Desmidiales; Closteriaceae.
AUGCCAUUCGUUUGCCGGCUUUUGAGACGUCUUAAGUUCAUUCUAGACUCAGUAGGACUCCUCCUCCUCUCCCAUGCUGACGUCACCCCGCCAGCUGUCACCUCCUCCUUGCGCCACAUGGCGCACGCACUCCUCUCCCUGGAUCCACAUCCCGGCCACUCCCUCCUCCCUCUCUCCCUCCUCCUCUCCUCUCCAUCACUCCCUCAUCCCUCCUCUUCUCAUCACCCAUCGGGAAACUCAGUUGUCACUUCUGGCAUGAGUAGCUCUAGCAGCAGCACAGCUGGCACUGGUAAUAUCGGUGGGAGGGGCAGCAGCGGCAGGAGCGAGAGUGGUGGCAGCAUGGGUGUGGAAAGUAUGGGAGAGCGGCACGUGCUACCGGGAGGGAUACUGGUGUUGCAGCAGAAGAGGGCUUCGGGGAAAUUCCGAACUGCGCUUGAGGAGUUUCAUUUCGACCGGCAAGGAGCAGUGCACAUCAGCGCACAGACCAAGGGUUUUGUGCGCACACCGCAACCACCCACCGCGCCCAGUGAAUCUCCUGAGACCGCGCCUCAACCCACAGUCGCUAGCGACAGCAGGAGAGACACCUCUAAAGUACCUCCUGCAAACGUAUCCCUGCCAGAGCAGCAGCCUGCAGAGGGGGCACACAGAGGGGCGACAGGGAGAGGGGAGGCUGCAGGCGUGGAGCCGAUCAGGACGAUUGGAGAUCGGGCGCCAGAGGUCUCGUUCCGCUUAGAGCUGUCUGAGGAGGAACGGGCUGCAAGAGAGAAAGUGGUGCUGCCUUAUGAACACCGAGGCGAAACUGGCCCAAUCAAGAUAUACGACGGGAGAAGGAGCCUUGCGCCAAGCCACGUCAAGGAAACAGCAAAGGCUCAUGGAGAGUUUUCGGUUGGUGGUGUAUCGGCUCGUAUGGUGGAACUUGCAGUGGGAGGCACUGCGGGCGAUUGGAGCGAAGGUGGAGGUGGUGGUUUGAUUCAUUAUGAGCGCGAUUCGGAUGACGAAUACCCAGAUUCGGAUGAAGACCCCGAUGAUGAUCUUGAUAUAUAG